Messenger RNA from Aspergillus nomiae NRRL 13137, 3213 nucleotides. Its product is annotated as vWFA and PH domain-containing RING finger protein. The record is from RefSeq and is a predicted model, not a curated record. Lineage: Eukaryota; Fungi; Ascomycota; Eurotiomycetes; Eurotiales; Aspergillaceae. The annotation marks the transcript as partial. The transcript has 6 exons.
UUUUCUCGACCAGAAUCCCCCACCCGCUCACCAUUCCGGUCUCUGCGUUCACUCACUCGCUCAGAACGACCGGGCAGUAGGCUGUCCAACCACGCUGGCUCUUUCCGGUCUCGCGCACCUUCAACGGUCACCAGUGGUUCACUGUACCCUGACCAAUCGGGUUCUGACUGGCAUUCGAAUUCAAUCAAUUAUUCGUCUCAAACGUCGUCCAAUUCCAUAUCAGGCAGGCCAAUGGCAGGCCUAAUGGAUGUUGACCGGACUCGGUCCCGGAGAGACAGGACUUUUGUGGGUAGCGAGUGCGCUGUCUGCGAGGAGCCGCUAGAACAUACCCUGCGAGGGGAGCGCGUUCUCCAAUUCUCUUGUGCACAUGUAGCGCAUGAAGCCUGUUUCUACGAGUUUAUUAAGGAGUUCGAGGGACAGUAUUGCCCAACAUGUGACGCCCCACUGGGGCUGGACACAAGUCGUGGGGGGAAUGUGUUAGACAUCGAGAAACUUAGCAAUAUGGUGCGCUCAGUUACCAGCGAUGCCGCCACACAACGAAGUGGUGUGACCGGGGCUACUGCGCCGUGGGAUCAAAGCACAAACCCGGGAUAUGUACAGCCGGAGAGACAGCGUGAUACGGGCGACCCGCGUGAACGGAUUGAACGUCUGACAUCCGGAUCCCGCCAGCAUCACUCCCGGAAUGGUAGCGCUGCUGGCUCAUCGGGUGACUACAAUGAUAACCAGCAUCCGAGCAACGGAAGACGGCAUGACUAUGACCUCCAAGCCAUGGAGUCCGAACUGAGCCCUCGCUCUGGGGCCACAAAGAAUCCCAUCCCGGCUCCAACGAUGACAAUUCGGAGCGAGUUUCCAACCCUCAACCGGUCCCGUCAACAACAGCCUUUGACCUGUCUAAUCACCGUCGAAGUCCCUGAAGGCUGGCGUGCAGACUCCGAUGACUUGCGCCACACGUCGACUGGCUCACCACAACCGGAGGAUGAGCCUUACAGUAUGACCCGUUUUCCCGCCGCCCAGGAGUCCCGCCCAUCUCCAUACGAACCACAGGAGAACCUGGAUGAGAUUGCGGAGGAACUGAGGACGAAAGUGGACAACUGGCAUGGUCUUGAGUUUCAGCGGUUCGGAAAGCUUCGCUUGCAUGGACAGAUGCGGGUCGGCAAAGACCGUGAAUCGUGGCAGGACUUGCAAUGCUACCUGUUCGCGGAGAUGCUUAUCUGCAUCAAAGAAAAGAAGGCCAACGAUCACCGCCGCCAAUAUGAUGACAAACCGCGACACACACGGUGUACGCUUAAGGGCUCGAUUUUGAUCAAGAAGCAUCUCAAGCAUGUCGAUGCGGAUACAGAUGAGCCCGUUCUAACUCUGAGUUUAUCCGUCAGCGAACUUCCAUGCUUUUACCUUAGAUUCCAGAACCGGAACCAGUUGGAAAUCUGGCGUCGUGCUCUGCUCGAUCUCCACCAGUUCGAUUCCUUGUCUCGCAGUGCCGACUAUGACCUAGAGAACUCGGGAACCGAGGAGGAAGACUAUCGAAACAGCCAGAUCAAACGGCAGGCAUCGCUGAACUCCUCAUAUGGUGCGGCUCGGUCGAUCAAUACUGCCAUCACUGACUACACGAAUGUGGCCGUGGAAAGUGGGCCUAGCCCGUCUCUGCACAUUCCGCUUGAUAUUGUAGUGGUGAUACCCGUGUCAUCUUCGAUGCAGGGCCUGAAAAUCACGCUUCUGCGCGACGCGCUCAAGUUUCUUGUGCAGAACCUUGGACCUCGGGACCGUAUGGGAUUAGUGACAUUCGGUUCUAGUGGCGGCGGAGUCCCUCUGGUGGGAAUGACAACGAAGUCCUGGGGGGGAUGGGGCAAGAUUUUGAACUCUAUCCGCCCCGUCGGCCAGAAGAGUCUUCGUGCAGAUGUGGUUGAAGGGGCGAAUGUGGCCAUGGACCUCUUGAUGCAACGGAAGCUGUCCAAUCCCAUAUCCACUAUCCUCUUGAUCAGUGACUCGUCUACCUCUGACCCGGAUAGCGUGGAUUUUGUUGUGUCCCGGGCAGAAGCUGCUAAGGUUAGCAUUCACUCAUUCGGUCUGGGACUGACCCAUAAGCCGGACACGAUGAUUGAGCUUUCAACUCGGACAAAAGGCUCAUAUCUCUAUGUCAAGGACUGGAUGAUGCUCCGUGAAUGUGUCGCAGGGUGUCUCGGAGCUCUGCAGACAACUUCUCAUCAGAAUGUCAAGCUGAAGCUUCGUCUCCCGGAAGGUUCUCCGGCGAAGUUCGUGAAAAUCAGUGGGGCCCUUCACACCACAAAGAGGGCCACCGGCCGCGACGCGGAGGCCGCUCUCGGUGAUCUCAGAUUCGGAGAUAAAAGGGACAUCUUGGUUCAGCUUGUUAUCCAGCCCGACAACAGUUCUCAGGAGAACAUGCCGCAAGAUCCCUGGGAGAGUCUGGUCUCCGGACUGGAAGCCCUCGGUGGCGGGUCGGAUGGAGAUGAGCAGCGAGUGCUUAGCGUGGAGGAAGUCCCAUUGAUCCAAGCGGAUAUCACUUUUGGAGAUCUUCUCCGUGAUGGCCAUUUGACGCAUUCGCCGCGACCGUCACUUUUGGCGAUCACUAUGCUUCCACCAAACCCCAGGAUUCGACAUUCCAGUCGACCGACGACGCCCCCUAUUCCUCCGCAUCCUUCAAUAGUUCAGCGGCGCAUGGAACUACUCACGUCCGAUAUGCUAACUAGAGCAUUGACUUUGGUGUCACGCGGACAUCAUGAUCGUGCGCAGCACUUAUUGGUUGAGACCCGCAGUAUCCUUAAGGGUCUUGGUAAAGGAAGCCUGCCCCCGCUCCCACCUGGUGCUGUUAAACCAUCAAGCAUCAGCGACUCUGGCAGCAGAGGUGAAACGUCUACAUCCACUUCUCCAAGAUCUUCUACUUUCGCCGAUAGCCACUCAGCUAUCUCGGACUCCGCCACGGUCACACCAGGAGCCGCGGUUGAUGCGCAGACCAUGCAGGCGCUAGAUGGUGACCUACAAGCAGCGCUCGAGUGGAUCAAUCAUCCUGCAGUGUUUGGCCGGGACUCUCGCAAGGCUGUCCUGCAGGGUAUUGGCGUGAUUUCGUCGCAGCGGGCGUACACCUUCCGAUCGCCCUCUGAGGCACACUGGGCCCAGCGGGUGGCUGGAGUUCGACGACUGACCGAACGGUCUAAGGAGUGGCGUGAGACCGGCGAUGACGCAUUGACUGAAGAAUGA